Molecule: messenger RNA, 2079 nt
Organism: Neltuma alba
Lineage: Eukaryota; Viridiplantae; Streptophyta; Magnoliopsida; Fabales; Fabaceae
Product: BTB/POZ domain-containing protein POB1
Exons: 6
Coding region: 203-1864 (553 amino acids)
Biological process (GO): response to red light
Cellular component (GO): nucleus
Molecular function (GO): protein binding
Source: RefSeq, a predicted model, not a curated record
CGGUUUUCUUACCUCUGUAACCUCAGAGGAUCUUCCCCCUCCUCUCUGUAGUCUCUGCCAACGUACAGCCAUCUAGGGUUUGCGCGGCUCUCUCACGUUCUCUGACCGUCCUCCUCCUUCUACUCUUUCAAGUCCUUGCUGUUCUUCCAUUCCUCUGCUGAUUUUUGGUGGAAUCUAGCAAAAGUUGGAGGGGUUCUGGAGAAUGAGAGGUUUAAACUCGGAUCUGUUUGACACGGGAACGGUGAUGGAGUCCGAUCUUUCUUGUCGUGCUUCUUCCUCGGAUGCCGAUUUUGGGUUCGCUUUUAAUGACAGUAACUUCUCCGAUAGGAUUCUCCGGAUCGAAAUUAUCGGUGAUUCUGUUGAGGCAAGGCCCGAUUCUGAAGGGUGUCCCACUAUCGCCGACUGGGCUCGCCAUCGGAAGAGGAGGCGAGAAGAUAUCAAGAAGGAUAAUGUUGUAGAUCUUACAGUAUUGCCUGAUGAACAAAUUCUUAAUGGCAAUCAACCAGAUAUGGAUGACUGCGCACCCUGUGAAAAUCAAGAUGAAGAGGCAGUUGCAAUGGUUGAAGAAUGCGCUUCAGGUGAUGAAGCUGCAAACAGCAAUGACUCAAGCUGGAGCAUGGAUUGCUCUACAAUUGUGAGGGUUAAAACACUACAUAUCAGUUCUCCUAUACUGGCUGCCAAAAGUCCUUUCUUCUAUAAGCUUUUCUCAAAUGGGAUGAAGGAGUCUGAGCAAAGGCAUGUCACCAUUAGAAUUAAUGCAUCUGAGGAGGCUGCCCUUAUGGAGCUUCUGAAUUUUAUGUACAGUAAUACCUUAGGCUCCUUCACUUCUACAGCACCUGCUUUGCUGGAUGUGUUGAUGGCUGCUGAUAAAUUUGAAGUGGCUUCAUGCAUGAGAUAUUGUAGCAGAUUAUUGCGGAAUAUGCCUAUGACACCUGAGUCUGCAUUGCUUUACCUGGAGCUUCCUUCCAGCGUCUUGAUGGCUGAUGCUGUCCAGCCACUCACUGAUGCGGCAAAGCAGUAUCUUGCCACACGAUACAAGGAUAUAACCAAGUUCCAGGAAGAGGUAAUGGCCCUGCCCCUGGCUGGAAUUGAAGCAAUUUUGUCUGGUGAUGAUCUCCAGGUUGCAUCAGAGGAUGCUGUAUAUGACUUCGUGCUGAAGUGGGCUAGAACCCAGUACCCCAAGCUAGAGGAAAGGCGAGAAAUCCUGGGUGCAAGGCUUGCAUGCUUGAUUCGCUUUCCCUACAUGACCUGCCGUAAGCUGAAGAAGGUGCUGACCUGUACUGACUUUGACCAUGAAGUUGCAUCUAAGCUUGUGCUGGAGGCCCUCUUUUUUAAGGCUGAGGCUCCGCACCGGCAGCGGUCGCUGGCUGCAGAGGAUUCUGCUUCCAAGAACCGCCGAUUUGUGGAGCGGGCAUACAAGUACCGACCUGUUAAGGUGGUGGAUUUUGAACUUCCCAGGCAGCAUUGUGUGGUGUACCUGGACCUGAAGCGAGAGGAGUGUGCCAACUUAUUUCCUUCGGGAAGGGUAUACUCUCAAGCAUUUCAUUUAGGAGGACAAGGGUUUUUCCUCUCAGCACAUUGCAACAUGGACCAGCAGAGCUCCUUCCAUUGUUUUGGACUGUUUCUGGGAAUGCAGGAAAAAGGGUCAGUGAGCUUCGCGGUGGACUAUGAAUUUGCUGCGAGGUCGAGACCAACAGAGGAAUUUGUGAGCAAAUACAAAGGGAACUACAAAUUCACAGGGGGCAAGGCUGUUGGAUACAGGAACUUGUUUGCAAUUCCAUGGACGUCUUUCAUGGCCGAGGAUAGCCUUUACUUCAUAAACGGUGUCCUCCACCUUAGGGCUGAGCUCACCAUCAGACGCUAACCAUAAAUCAUAUAUGUGAACUUUUUAUUCUAGGCGGUAGCUUUGACCUUCUCUGUUCAUGUUAAGCAUCUGGAAUCGAAUCAUGUAUAUAUAAUCAAUGUGCUCCCUGGGUCAUUAGUUCCGCUUGAGAUCAGAAAUGAAUUAGGCUUAUUGUCUUCCGCCCAGAAAUAAAUCUCUUAAUAUUCAUUAGGAUUGAAUCCAUUCAAUCAAUAUCC